AUGAAAAGUGGGGGAGGAAGUGGGUGUCAGGGGACGGGAGGGAGGGAGGUACAAAUGCGAAGGGGAAGGCAGCAAUCAAGGCUCAAUCUGCAUAUCCUCUGCCCCCAAUUAGUGUAAGAGGAGUAUAAUAAGUGGUGGCUGACACCUCCCAGUGGAAAAAGGCACAAACAAAGAGGCGUGAAGAGGAAGAGAGGAAGAUCUGUGAUGAUGAUGAAGAGGGUAUACAGAAGGGAAAGGAGGGGAAUCAAUUCACAGUUUCCUGCCUGGAGCCACGCCGUGUCAUCACAUCUGUAUCAAAACUGUCAGCCGCUCUAGGACUACCUGGGCUCAGACGGAGGACGAGAAGAAAGGUGCGAGAGAGGAAGGGAGGAAACAGAGGGAGGGUGAAAGCAGGGGGAGAGAGGAAACGGGGAUCAGGAGGUAAAAGACCUGAAUACACGGAGACGGAGAAGAAAGGGGAACAAAACGCAGGCGGAGGGACGCUUUUGUGA
Xyrichtys novacula (pearly razorfish) is the source of this 491-nucleotide messenger RNA. The record is from the annotation of a GenBank genome assembly. Lineage: Eukaryota; Metazoa; Chordata; Actinopteri; Labriformes; Labridae.